AUGGGGGCGCAACUCGUGCUAAAGAGCACGCAGGCCAAGGUGUUAUUCGUUGAGUCCGCCUCCUCCUACGCCGCCAUGAAGGGGUGGAUUGGCGAGGUGGGGCAGCUGCAACAUGUGAUUUGCUUUGAGGACCAGCUGGGUGAGAGCAUCUACGCUGUUGUAAUCAACAUAGCUGCGGAUGUACCAGAGAAUAUCGUUCCACGCAAAGACAUCACCUCGGAGGAUACUGCCAUGACUAUGUUAACCGCAGGCACCACCGGGCCUCCAAAGGGUGUGAUGCUCUCACACCAAAAUAUGAUGGCAAAUAUUGGCUCCAUUUACGCCCACGUCGGUGACUCUCUGACACAUACGGACUUAUUUAUGUCGUUGUGUUCCUGGUGUAUUGCUGGGACACUUACAGUUGAGCUCUAUCAGUCAAUCUGUAAAGGAGCCUGCAUUUGCAUUCCGCCUGAGUAA
Trypanosoma rangeli is the source of this 456-nucleotide messenger RNA. Its product is annotated as long-chain-fatty acid-CoA ligase protein. NCBI's taxonomy places the organism in Eukaryota, Euglenozoa, Kinetoplastea, Trypanosomatida, Trypanosomatidae. The coding region runs from base 1 to 456 and encodes 151 amino acids. The record is from RefSeq and is a predicted model, not a curated record. Gene Ontology annotation, molecular function: CoA-ligase activity. The transcript has a single exon.